CUAAGCCGCGGAGGGCUCGGGGCUCUGCGCUCCCGGCGGGAGGCUCCGGCCCUCAGGGCGCGGGCAGCGGCGCCGCUCGGUUCCUCUCACGCUGUGCGCGCCGCCGGCUCGCUAACAAACAGCGGGAGCAGCGCGGCUGCUGGAGGAGUGCCAGCCCCACGGCGGCCCGCGUUGCGCCUACCCAAGCUCUCCUGAUGUAAACGGGCCGUUCACGGUAUCGAAAACCUGCCUUGUGAGCUGCAAAGGAACUUCCAGCUGAUGCGGGAGUUGGAUCAGAGAACAGAAGAUAAGAAAGCAGAAAUUGACAGUCUUGCGGCGGAAUACAUUGAAUCAGUGAAGAACAUGUUACCCGAGGAGCGAGUGGAACACCUGAAGAAAAUCCAGAGUGCCUACAGCAAAUGUAAAGAGUACAGCGAUGAUAAAGUCCAGCUGGCCAUGCAGACGUACGAGAUGGUGGAUAAGCAUAUCCGCCGGCUGGAUGCAGACUUGGCACGGUUUGAAGCAGAUCUGAAAGAUAAACUGGAAGGCAGUGACUUUGAAAACCCUGGAUCUCGAAGCCUGAAAAAGGGACGAAGUCAGAAAGACAAGAGAGGCUCUCGCGGUCGAGGCAGGCGAGCAUCUGAAGAAGAUACACCAAAGAAAAAGAAACUCAAAGGAGGAUCCGAGUUUGCUGAUACCAUCCUGUCGGUGCAUCCCUCGGACGUCCUAGACAUGCCAGUGGACCCCAACGAACCUACCUACUGCUUGUGUCACCAGGUGUCCUACGGAGAAAUGAUUGGCUGUGACAACCCAGAUUGCCCAAUUGAGUGGUUCCACUUUGCUUGUGUGGACCUCACCACCAAACCAAAAGGGAAAUGGUUUUGUCCACGUUGUGUCCAGGAAAGAAAGAAAAAGAAGUAAGGAGUAGAGGGGAGUACAUCCUCUGAGGCAAGAAGAAUUUAAUAUAUUCCUUCAUUCAUGUUGCAAUAUUAUCUUUGUGUUUUUUUUUUUUUUACCCUCCUCCUUUUUCUGGUAUGUUAUUUAAUUGUCCAGUGGCCAGUUGUAAUUCCUGUUCUUUCAUAGGAAAAUGACUUUGGGAGGGAGUCCCAAAUCCCUUUGCCACAGGGAUUUUAUUUAUGUUACACUUGCACGGCACUGAAAUCGGUGUUACUAUGAAGUGCUAGGGCAGCCAGUAGCUGUAGUCUCUGCUAGCUUAUAGGAAUCUGUGAAACCACGUAAGGCAUUGCAGGAGAAUGAAAUACCUGUACGUUCAGCAUGGUGCAUCGCCAUCAUGGAAAUAGUUUACGCCUGGAGCUUGGCGUGGUAGAGAGGAAGGAAUUUUCUCCUGAUGUAGCCUGCAUGAAAGAAGUAGGCUCCAUUGUUUAGGUGUGAAGUCCAUUUGUUGUGCAGUUUGGUAGUACAGAAAGGAACAGGAAAGCUGGUUAACCAUUUCUAGUGUCCCGUUUCCUCAAAGCCAAGUACUGUGCUUAGUUUUGACAGGGCAGGGAUGGGAGAGAGGCAAGAUCAAACCUUCUCUUUUGGGGAAUUUCCUCUGUCUACCUUUGGACUGCCUUUAUUUUACUUGAUCUUGCCCCCAUUCACAUGAACCUUAACAGAAGCAAACCGUUUGGCUUUUCACCACCUUCUAGAAAAGGUUUGUCUUUUGGGGAGAAAACCUUUAAAUAGCAAAGGAAUUGUCCUGCAGUGUUUGUUAGUGACAGUAAUAUUGAGAGAGGGCGUUACCUUUCCUGGCUGUUCCCGUUUCUCUGAAGAUCCUUUAAGUACAUUACUGUGAAGGUGAAACCUACAGUGUUCUUAUAGAGAUAGAAGGUCGGAUUUAUUCAUAAAAUAAGAUGAAGGCCUGAUUUUUUUGUUACUUGUGUUUGCCUGUGUUGCACCUGGGUACAUCAGGAAAACAAGCUUUAGGGGAAGGCUCCCUAAGGACGAUGCGUACGUUCCCCUGAUGGUGUGGCAAAGCUGAAAGGCGGCCGUGCCGUAGCUUGGGGGGGGGUUUUGAAUAGCAUUUGCUAUGAAGCACUGCUAUUGAAGAAAGCCAUUCCGCAGGAAUGUUUUAAAAUGACUUCUUGUCUUGG
Messenger RNA from Gymnogyps californianus (California condor), 2072 nucleotides. It is a transcript of the gene ING5, whose product is annotated as inhibitor of growth family member 5. Gene Ontology annotation, cellular component: nucleus. The transcript is spliced from 8 exons. Gene Ontology annotation, biological process: positive regulation of apoptotic signaling pathway; positive regulation of DNA-templated transcription. The coding region runs from base 259 to 900 and encodes 213 amino acids. Gene Ontology annotation, molecular function: chromatin binding. The record is from RefSeq and is a predicted model, not a curated record. Lineage: Eukaryota; Metazoa; Chordata; Aves; Accipitriformes; Cathartidae.